AUGAUGUUUCCGCUUCACCACAAGGUCAAAGCAACAGAGCCAGGAGACCAUGGACUGACACCUCCAAAACCACACACCACAAUAAAUCUUUACCUUGAUGUUCUCAGGUAUUUGGCCACAUACCUGAGGCUCGCAGGCCCCGGCUGGUCCUGCCUCUUCUCCUUCGUAGUGUCCCAGUGUGGCCGGGAGGGGGCUGGCGGUGAGCUGGACCUCGUGUGCCAGCGCCUGGACAGAUCUGAGGCUAACCGCCUCCACUGCCUGGGCCCACUCAGGGAGCGCCUCACUGUUUGGGCAGCCAUGGAUUCCAUCCCAGCCCCGGCCUCAGUUCAGGGACACGACGUGACCGAAGAUGCCAGGAACCCUGAGGCUUGGCAGAAUAGGGGAGACUAUUCCGAAGGAGAUGCACUGGUGUCACAGCCACAGACAGUGCUGGAAGAGGCAUCAGAUGCCCUGGCAAACAGCCAAGGACAGUCACUCCCAGGACCCUGGAGCGAGCAGCCAGCAGAGUGGGAAGUGAGGAAGCAACACCAUCUUCCAAAUAGAGAGCCUGACCAGGCCUUGCCUGCCUCUGCCAGCCGGAAGCAUCUGGAGAAGAAACGUCCAGCAACAGAAGACACUGAAGAACUAGAAGAAAAGAGGCUCAGAGUUCUGUCUCCAGCUCCAACUCUCCCGCAGGGGCUGUCCAGUCAGGACUUACAGGAAGACUGGGGGCAAGAAGAUAAAGAUGAAGAAAUAGGCCCCAGGGUGGUACAUAGUCCUUCCACUCAAGCAGGUUCUGAAUCCUCCAGCCCCGAAGAGGUGCCGGAUUACCUCUUGCAGUACAGGACCAUCCGCAGUACAGAACAGCAGCGGGCCUAUGAGCAAGACUUCGAGGCAGAUUAUGCGGAGUACCGCAUCCUCCAUGCCCGGGUUGGGGCUGCCAGCCAAAGGUUCAUAGAGCUGGGAUCAGAGAUCAAGAGAACUCAGCCAGGAACUCCGGAACACAAGGUCCUGGAAGAGAAGAUAGUCCAGGAAUAUAAAAAGUUAAGAAAGCGGUACCCAGGGUACAGAGAAGAAAAGCACCGCUGUGAGUACCUGCAUCAGAAAUUGUCACACAUAAAAAGUCUCAUCCUGGAGUCUGAGGGAAAGAACUGGGGCCACUGACACCAUCACUUGGCCCUCUGUCCAGUGAGAUAGGAACGAAGGAGCUAUAAACUGUUCUUAUGCUGACCACUUGAAUCCAUGGUAGCAAGUAGAGACCUGCUCUAGGUUCUUAAGGUGUGAUAGUUACUGUUGCUGUACUUUAAUUUUCUAGUGUGGGCAGUGCCAAGGCUCGUCAGCUGUGUCCCGGAGAGGAGGCACAAUAGCAGAGACUUGGCUUUUUCAUCAUUAGUUCAGCCAAGUUAUUUCCAAAUCCUGGGAAAUGAGAUCAUUUCCAAGACAAGAUACCUUGAGGAAAUUAGAACUAGGUGAAUUUAACCUAGUUGCCUCCAAAGAAAAAAAAUGAGAGCUUUUAUUAGGUCAAAAGUAACUUGUAAGCCAAAUGUGGUGGCACAUGCCUAUAAUCCGAAUACUUGGAGGCUGAGGUAGAUGA
Fukomys damarensis (Damara mole-rat) is the source of this 1573-nucleotide messenger RNA. RefSeq names its product elongation factor for RNA polymerase II 3 (gene Ell3). The record is from RefSeq and is a predicted model, not a curated record. Lineage: Eukaryota; Metazoa; Chordata; Mammalia; Rodentia; Bathyergidae. Gene Ontology annotation, cellular component: transcription elongation factor complex. The transcript has 10 exons. Bases 1 to 1143 code for a protein of 380 amino acids. Gene Ontology annotation, biological process: snRNA transcription by RNA polymerase II; positive regulation of transcription elongation by RNA polymerase II. Gene Ontology annotation, molecular function: cis-regulatory region sequence-specific DNA binding.